CCAGCUUCUAGAAUGCCAUUCAAACAGAAAGAUAUAAACGGUACAAUGUCCUACCAUGAGACAGGAUGGCUCUUAACCCUGUCAUAACGACUGAUUCAGGACAACCUCUGUUUGAAACAACGUUAAAUUCCAAAGAGUUCCAAACUAACGCUUGUAUCACUGUCGCUAUGGAUGGCGGCCACAUCAAGAGUUGUGUCCCCAUGUACUCCCUGAAGGAUGUGGCGCAUCACUGUGACCUGGAGUCUUGCUGGAUAGUCGUAUCUGAUCUGGUAUAUGACGUUACCAAUUUUAUAAGAGAGCAUCCCGGCGGAGAAGACAUCAUUCUUGAACACGCAGGGACAGACGCUACAGUGGCCUUCGUGGACAAGGGUCACUCAAGGGACGCGUAUGAGAUGCUCCGAGAUUACCUUGUCGGUCAGCUAGUAAAGGAGGACCGACGCCCCCCGAUACGACUUGCCGGAACCUUCUAGUACCAACGCCAUGUAUAAACUGAAACAUACUACAGAUCUCGGAUACUCGGAAUUCUUUUCUGAUGUGGAAAUCACAUAUAGUUGACAUUAAUAGUUCUGCCACAAUGGUGACUAUGACAAUGAUCUCGUGAUGCGCACAUAAAGAUGUGGAAAGUUGCAGCACUCCGGGCUGCUGCAGGACGAACCUGUGGUUCCACAAAAUACAGGGUACGUUCAGGAACUGGUUCUUUUGGCAGAACUAUCGCUAACAGAUGUGGCUUAUACAUGACAUAAUUAUCCAUAAUUGUGGUGAAGGAUUAGGCAGCUGGUUGAUCCUGAUUUCACAGUGUGCGAGUUUGCAUGUUCUGAGAUUGAGCGCUGUGUUUAAUGCCAUGUGUAUAUUGAAACUCUGUCUCUAUUUAUGAGUGAAUGGGUGAGUGAAUGAGGUUUAAACCCCCUUAACACAGUAUUCCAGUCAUAUCACUACGGCGUGUCGGUUUCAUGAACGAAGAAAGCCGGAGCCGUACACGUCUAAACACCAUAUCAGAGCGAAUGUUGUGAUUCGAAUCCAGGAUACGGGUUUCGGUAGGCUUUAGGACUUAAAUAUUCCGCGUUUAUGCGAAUGGACCACAAGCGCUCCCUUCCUUUUCAUGUGACUAAUCUCUAGUUACCGGAGAGGGAUACAUCACUAAAGGUAACGCGGUAUAUUUGGUCCUUCCAGGGUUAACUCGUGAUGAGUACCCUGAUAGAAAUGAACACAUGUAUUUCCCGGACAAGGUGUGUCCGAGUCCGAUUCCUAACAGGAGAGAAGUAAAUGUUGUUUUGUUGACCUAGUCAACUGGGAAAGCGUCAUUUCUUUCAUCGUUUUGUUCUCAAUUGUGAAUUUCGGAAUCAACUGACCUUGUCGGCACUUUCAUACAAGUUACGUACUUAUCCCGGUGAAAAUUAUUAUUGCUGACUGUAGACAGGAUGUUUGACAAGUGUUAUCCGUGCGCUGUUACCAUGGGCACAAGCAUUCGGAACCAGAUGACAGGUUGUGUAAGUGAAUGGGUCACAGAGAAGGGUCACCACAACCCCACACCUGGAACGCCCUACAUAUUGUCUAUGAUUGCAUGAACAGCCAACGAAUAACUGUAAAAAAUGUCAGCUAUGAACAAUUCUUAAAUGCCUUUUGAAAUACUUCUGGUCUUCCAUACAAGUUUUUAAAUAAGUUAAAAAUUAAAUGAUAAUUAAGUUAUAAAGGACAGUGAUACACGUGAUACUUGAGUUCACGUCUGCCAACGAGUUGUGCUUAACCCGUGAAAUAGGUUAACAGUAACUCAACAGUAUUUACUGGGAGUCAGCACGGCAAGGAAUUUCAAAAGAAGAAUGUUCUCGUGCUAUUUGUGCUCUCAAUGUCUGUAGAUGUUUUAGGUUUGAUGUUACUGGCCAGGAUUCACUUGACUGUAGUAAAUGUGCGAGGAUUGUUUGAGUCGUGUAACUGAGAUUCCCUGGUCGCCUGUGACCGGUCUCACCCAGGGGCAUGGAAGGUGUGUCACAACUAACAGGACGAGUGUAGGUAGGUGCAGAUGUUGAGUCUCACGUGUUAUCACUGACCUGGUUGUAGGCCCAGUCAGGGCUGACCUAUUUACUUACCAUGACGUACACAGACGAGUUAGAGUGGAGGUGACACAGGUUACAUACCUCCAUGUUGUUUGUUCCCUGCUGUCUAUACACAGCCUUGUUGAUAGUACACCUGUUUUUGCAAUGGUUUCGAUCGUUAUACAUGUGUGCAUAUAUAGUAUAUACCUGUUCAUUAUGAAUUAUUUUUCUAAAUAAAAAGGAAACUGUGUGAA
Molecule: messenger RNA, 2284 nt
Organism: Haliotis rubra (blacklip abalone)
Lineage: Eukaryota; Metazoa; Mollusca; Gastropoda; Lepetellida; Haliotidae
Product: cytochrome b5-like
Exons: 4
Coding region: 66-470 (134 amino acids)
Cellular component (GO): membrane; intracellular membrane-bounded organelle
Molecular function (GO): heme binding
Source: RefSeq, a predicted model, not a curated record